CACCCCGCCCCAUUCUCCCACUAUCCUUCACCCCGCCCCAUUCUCCCGCUUUCCAUCACCCCGCCCUAUUCUCCAGCUUUCCAUCACCCCGCCCCAAUCUCCCGCUUUCCAUCACCCCGCUCCAUUCUCCCUCUUUCCAUCACCCCGCCCCAUUCUCCCUCUUUCCAUAACCCCGCCCCAUUCUCCCGCUUUCCAUCACCCCGCCCCAUUCUCCCGCUUUCCAUCACCCCUCCCCAUUCUCCCGCUUUCCAUCACCCCGCCCCAUUCUCCCGCAUUCCAUCACCCCGCCCCAUUCUCCCUCCUUCCAUCACCCCGCCCCAUUCUCCCGCUUUCCAACACCCCGCCCCAUUCUCCCGCUUUCCAUCACCCCGCCCCAUUCUCCCUUCUUCCAUCACUCCGCCCCAUUCUCCCUCCUUCCAUCACCCCUCCCCAUUCUCCCGCUUUCCAUCACCCUGCCCCAUUCUUCCGCUUUCCAUCACCCCGCCCCAUUCUCCCGCUUUCCAUCACCCGCCCGAUUCUCCCGCUUUCCAUCACCCCGCCCCAUUCUCCCGCUUUCCAUCACCCCGCCCCAUUCUCCCUCCUUCCAUCACCCUGCCCCAUUCUACCGCUUUCCAUCACCCCGCCCCAAUCUACCGCCUUCCAUCACCCCGCCCCAUUUUCCCUCCUUCCAUCACCCCGCCCCAUUCUCCCGCUUUCCAUCACCCCACCCCAUUCUCCCUCUUUCCAUCACCCCGCCCCAUGCUCCCGCUUUCCAUCACCCCGCUCCCAUUCUCCCGCUUUCCAUUACCCCACCCCAUUCUCCCUCUUUCCAUCACCCCGCCCCAUUCUCCCGCUUUCCAUCACCCCGCUUCCAUUCUCCCUCUUUCCAUCACCUCGCCCCAAUCUUCCGCUUUCCAUCAUCCCGCCCCAUUCUCCCUCCUUCCAUCACAACGCCCCAUUCUCCCUCCUUCCAUCACCCCGUCCCAUUCUCCCGCCUUCCAUCACCCCGCCCCAUUCUCCCGCUUUCCAUCACCCCGCCCCAUUCUCCCGCUUUCCAUCACCCCGCCCCAUUCUCCCGCUUUCCAUCACCCUGGCCCAUUCUCCCGCUUUCCAUCACCCCGCCCCAUUCUCCCGCUUUCCAUCACCCCGCCCCAUUCUCCCGCUUUCCAUCACCCCGCCCCAUUCUCCCACUUUCCAUCACCCCGCCCCAUUCUCCCUCAUUCCAUCACCCCGCCCCAUUCUCCCUCCUUCCAUCACCCCGCCCCAUUCUCCCGCUUUCCAUCACCCCGCCCCAUUCUCCCGCAUUCCAUCACCCGCCCGAUUCUCCCGCUUUCCAUCACCCCGCCCCAUUCUCCCGCUUUCCAUCACCCCGCCCCAUUCUCCCUCCUUCCAUCACCCCGCCCCAUUCUACCGCUUUCCAUCACCCCGCCCCAAUCUACCGCCUUCCAUCACCCCGCCCCAUUCUCCCUCCUUCCAUCACCCCGCCCCAUUCUCCCGCUUUCCAUCCCCCACCCCAUUCUCCCUCUUUCCAUCACCACGCCCCAUUCUCCCGCUUUCCAUCACCCCGCUCCCAUUCUCCCUCUUUCCAUCACCUCGCCCCAUCUUCCGCUUUCCAUCAUCCCGCCCCAUUCUCCCUCCUUCCAUUACCCCGCCCCAUUCUCCCGCCAUCCAUCACCCCGCCCCAUUCUCCCGCUUUCCAUCACCCCGCCCCAUUCUCCCGCUUUCCAUCACCCCGCCCCAUUCUCCCGCUUUCCAUCACCCCGCCCCAUUCUCCCGCUUUCCAUCACCCCGCCCCAUUCUCCCGCUUUCCAUCACCCCGCCCCAUUCUCCCGCUUUCCAUCACCCCGCCCCAUUCUCCCUCCUUCCAUCACCCCGCCCCAUUCUCCCGCUUUCCAUCACCCCGCCCCAUUCUCCCGCUUUCCAUCACCCCGCCCCAUUCUCCCGCUUUCCAUCACCUCGCCCCAUUCUCCCGCUUUCCAUCACCCUGCCCCAUUCUCCCGUUUUCCAUCACCCCGCCCCAUUCUUCCGCUUUCCAUCACCCCGCCCCAUUCUCCUGCUUUCCGUCACCCCGCCCCAUUCUCCCUCCUUCCAUCACCCCGCCCCAUUCUCCCUCCUUCCAUCACCCCGCCCCAUUCUCCCGCUUUCCAUCAACCCGCCCCAUUCUCCCGCUUUCCAUCACCCCGCCCCAUUCUACCGCUUUCCAUCACCCCGCCCCAUUCUCCCGCUUUCCAUCACCCCGCCCCAUUCUCCCUCCUUCCAUCACCCCGCCCCAUUCUCUCGCUUUCCAUCACCCCGCCCUAUUCUCCUGCGUUCCAUCACCCCGCCCCAUUCUCCUGCUUUCCAUCACCCCCCCUAUUCUCCCUCUUUCCAUCACCCCACCCCAUUCUCACUCUUUCCAUCACCCCGCCCGAUUCUCCCGCUUUCCAUCACCCCGCCCCAAUCUCCCGCUUUCCAUCACCCCGCUCCAUUCUCCCUCUUUCCAUCACCCCGCCCCAUUCUCCCUCUUUCCAGCACCCCGUCCCAUUCUCCCGCUUUCGAGCACCCCGCCCCAUUCUCCCGAUUUCCAGCAACCCGCCCCAUUCUCCCGCUUUCCAGCACCCCGCCUCAUUCUCCCGCUUUCCGUCACCCAGCCCUAUUCUCCCGCUUUCCAUCACCCCGCCCCAUCCUCUCGUUUUCCAUCACCCCGCCCCAUUCUCCCUCUUUCCAUCACCCUGCCCCAUUCUACCGCUUUCCAUCACCCGCCCCAUUCUCCCGCUUUCCAUCAUCCCACCCCAUUCUCCCUCUUUCCAUCACCCCGCCCCAUUCUCCCUUUUUCCAGCACCCCACCCCAUUCUCCUGCUUUCCAUCACCCUGCCCCAUUUCCGCUUUCCAGCACCCCGCCCCAUUCUCCCGCUUUCCAGCACAACACCCCAUUCUCCCGCUUUUCAUCACCCCGCCUGAUUCUUCCGCUUUGCAUCACCCCGCCCCAUUCUCCUGCUUUCCAUCACCCCGCCCCAUCCUCCUGCUUCCGAUCACCCCGCCCCAUCCUCCCUCUUUCCAUCACCCCGCCCCAUUCUCCUGCUUUCCAGCACCCGCCCCAUUCUCCCGCUUUCCAUCACCCCGCCCCAUUCUCCCGCUUUCCAUCACCCCGCCCCAUUCUCCCUCUUUCCAUCACCCCGCCCCAUUCUCCCUCUUUCUAUCACCCCGCCCCAUUCUCCCUCUUUCCAUCUCCCCGCCCCAUUCUCCCGCUUUCCAUCACCCCGCCCCAUUCUCCCUCUUUCCAUCACCCCUCCCCAUUCUCCCACUUUCCAUCACCCCGCCCCAUUCUCCCUCUUUCCAUAACCCCGCCCCAUUCUCCCUCUUUCGAUCACCCCGCCCCAUUCUCCCUCUUUACAUCACCCUGCCCCAUUCUCCCGCUUUGCAUAACCCCGCCCCAUUCUCCCGCUUUCCAGCACCCCGCCCCUUUCUCCCGCUUUCCAUCACCCCGCCCCAUUCUCCCGCUUUCCAUCACCCCGCCCCAUUCUCCCGCUUUCCAGCCACCCGCCCCAGUCUCCCGCUUUCCAUCACCCCGCCCCAUUCUCCCGCUUUCCAGCACCCGCCCCAUUCUCCUGCUUUCCAUCACCCCGCCCGAUUUUCCCGCUUUCCAUCACCCCGCCCCAAUCUCCAGCUUUCCAUCACCCCGCUCCAUUCUCCCUCUUUCCAUCACCCCGCCCCAUUCUCCCUCUUUCCAGCACCCCGCCCCAUUCUCCCGCUUUCCAUCACCCUGAACCAUUCUCCCGCUUUCCAGCACCCCGCCCCAUUCUCCCACUUUCCAGCACCCCACCCCAUUCUCCCGCUUUCCAUCACCCCGCCCGAUUCUUCCGCUUUCCAUCACCCCGCCCCAUUCUCCCGCUUUCCAUCACCCCGCCCCAUCCUCCCGCUUUCCAUCACCCCGCCCCAUUCUCCCUCUUUCCAUCACCCCGCCCCAUUCUCCUGCUUUCCAUCACCUUCCCCAUUCUCCCGCUUUCCAUCACCCCGCCCCAUUCUCCCCCUUUCCAUCAGCCCGCCCCAUUCUCCCUCUUUCCAUCACCCCGCCCCAUACUCCUUCUUUCUAUCACCCUGCCCCAUUCUCCCUCUUUCCAUCACCCCACCCCAUUCUCCCUCUUUCCAUCACCCCGCCCGAUUCUCCAGCUUUCCAUCACCCCGCCCCAAUCUCCCGCUUUCCAUCACCCCGCUCCAUUCUCCCUCUUUCCAUCACCCCGCCCCAUUCUCCCUCUUUCCAUCACCCCGCCCCAUUCUCCCUCUUUCCAUAACCCCGCCCCAUUCUCCCGCUUUCCAUCACCCCGCCCCAUUCUCCCGCUUUCCAUCACCCCGCCCCAUUCUCCCUCUUUCCACCACCCCGCCCCAUUCUCCCGCUUUCCAUCACCCCGCCCCAUUCUCCCGCUUUCCAUCACCCCGCCCCAUUCUCCCGCUUUCCAUCACCCCGCCCCAUUCUCCCGCUUUCCAUCACCCCGCCCCAUUCUCCCUCUUUCCAUAA
Messenger RNA from Closterium sp. Naga37s-1, 4474 nucleotides. The record is from the annotation of a GenBank genome assembly. NCBI's taxonomy places the organism in Eukaryota, Viridiplantae, Streptophyta, Zygnematophyceae, Desmidiales, Closteriaceae.